AUGCACACUGGCACAGAAGAAGAGAAAAGUAAACUUGAAGUACUGGAAUACAGGCUAAAAGCCAUAGAGGGUUCUGAAAGUUACGGGUUUGGUGACGUGGCGAGGUUGAGCCUGGCCCCAGGUAUGAUAAUCCCACAUAAGUUUAAGGUGCCAGAAUUCGAGAAAUAUAAGGGUAGCACAUGCCCUAAAAAUCAAUUGACCAUGUAUUGCCGAAAAAUGGCUGCUUACGCUCAUGACGAAAAAUUGCUUAUCCAUUUAUUUCAAGAUAGCUUGGCUGAAUCAUCAUUGAGUUGGUAUACGCAUCUGGAAUUCUCUCAUAUUUGUUCUUGGGCAAAUUUGGCGGAUGUCUUUAGAGAAUUGGUAGCACAAGUAGAGCUGCCUCUAUACAACAAGGAGAUGGUUGGAAUGUUUGUGAGCACACUAUCAUCACCUUUUCAUGAGCAUAUGAUCGAAAGUGUGACUUCAAAAUUCACUGGUAUCAUCAUCAUAAACCAAAAUAGUCGAGCUUGGGCUGAAGAAUGGCAAAAUUACAUCUUCGACCACUAUUCCAAAAAAGUCGUUUUAUCCGGAAAAGGAGAAGGAAAUGGGAGUACAUGCAAUAAUAGCAAUACCCAUAUGGGGAGGUCAUGCGUCCACUCAUAA
Molecule: messenger RNA, 642 nt
Organism: Vigna angularis (adzuki bean)
Lineage: Eukaryota; Viridiplantae; Streptophyta; Magnoliopsida; Fabales; Fabaceae
Exons: 2
Coding region: 1-642 (213 amino acids)
Source: RefSeq, a predicted model, not a curated record